GUGAAUUGUAUUCUAAGAUGGCGUCAAUGGUGAAUAGUAAAUGUGUUGAUAGUUUUCAGGAAAUAUAAUUUUAACUCUUUACAUGUUUUAAAAUGGACAGCACUGAUUCAUUAAUCGACCCACAAUCUGAAGUUAAAAAACUUCAAGAACUGGUAAAAAAACUAGAAAAACAAAAUGAAGUCCUGAGAAGCAAACAAGCUGGCGUAGGCACCCAACAGAACGGAGAGUACGAUCGAGUAAACAAAAACAACAAUUUAAAUGACGACGAAGAAUCCAUUGACAUUACAAAAGUUAAAUUCAAAGGAAAAUUAGCUCUAGAUGACUACGAAGAUGUCAAUUUUUCAGAUCUACCGGUUGAAGACGAUAGUUGGUUGUACUCAUCUCCUAAAGCAGUAACUCCUCAGCAGUCCAAAGAACAAAUUAUAUCCUGGGUGCGACAGGACUUUGACCACCCGAGUCCAGAGGUUCAGUCAUCUAGAAGAGCCCUUAUAAGCAAGUUGGAUGAAGUGGCCCGAAUGAAACACAGUUCCAGCUCACCAGUCAUUGGAAGCCAGCCUUAUGCAAGCAGAUCAGCCUUUGCACUUAGUCGAUCCACAGAAGAAGGAAACAAUGCACCACCACCUAUUAGAAAUGCUGUGCCCAGAAAAUCUGGGCUUGCACCGCCAGGUUCUGGAAAAAUGGCUUUUGAUACAGGUACUUUUACCAGACCAAAGAGAGUGAGCGCUCCAAUGCAUGGCGAGGGAGACCAGCCCCAGGAACCAAUUACGAUACCCAGCACCACAGACAUCAGUGAAAUAGAGACUCUGGCCAAGCAACAGGAAGAGAGUCUUCGGCAAAGCAUAACACCUGCAAAUAGAAAAGCUAUGAGAGCAAAGCAAGCAUUGAUGGAAGGGGAGAAUGGUACAAGGCUGAGCCCUAGUCGAUUUGACUUGGAAGGUGCAUACAUUUCACAGCACAGAGGUAGUUUGGGUUCUGAUCAUAGUACACCACCAGACAGCCCACAUAAUAAUCAGCAUUUCCAGCUAAAUAAUGUCAAUGAUUCCAGAGGACGUCGCAGUCUCCCGUCAACCCCAGCCCUCCAGUACAAGUCCCACAACUCCUCCGACUCUAGCCUGGAGCGCCACAGUGUCAACAGCGACGAGAUGAACCUGGCACCUGAAGCCAACAGAACAAUGUCGUCAAGGCUGCAGCAGCCCAACUACCGACCCAAUGCCAACACGCCUAAAAGAGCAAUAUCAACUGGACUGCUGCCCGGGCUGGCCCAGCAACAGCAACAACGGGGGAUGUCCCCGCAGCGCACAUCUGGUCUACCCACCCCAAGAAGACAAAUAAUGAGACCUUCGUCUGCUUCAAGGUCAUCUUUACCUACGUUUAGAAGGGCCAAUGCAGCGUCGCCCAAGCCUACAAAUGGAUUAGAAGAAAAUUGGAGAGAUGGCUGCUUUUGAUCAUGCUGUCUGUGUGCAUGUGUAAGUGUGAGUGUGUGCUGUACAAAGCAAACCAUUGACAGUAAUCAUCAUGUGAUAUUAGAUUAAGUUGACUACUAGUUGAGUGUGCAGAUGGUGUCCUGAAAAUAUUUUUUUUUUAACAUGUCUCAAUGCAAAUAUGAUGAAGUAACUCUAUGUGUCUGAUUGUCUCUCUUGUACUACUAACCUAUAAAAAAAUUGGUUGGGGCUAAUGAAACUACCAAGUGCCGAAUUGACGUUUAUCAUUGAUUCAAUUCUGUGAUUUUUAUUUUGUUUUGCUUGCACAGAUAGGCAUUUAUACAAUUUUUAUUUCUACUUGUAAAUAUUGCAAAACAAAUUUUGCAUAAAAGAAAAAUAAAGGAGAUAGUAGCAUUUUUUUCAUUGUGCUUGUUACGCUUUUUAUAAAGUGUAUAAAAUCGUCAUAAUGUUUGAUUUAAAAAAUAAAAUUGAAGUCAAGACAAAUAAGUUACUUCUUCGGUACAUGAUUUUAGUUUUGGCACAAUUUGAAGCAAUUUUUGUUUGUGUUUUGUUCAACUCUCUUUAUUACAACAAGGUCAGUUGUACUGUUUUUAUAAGUUGAGUUGGUAUGUCGUUGCGCAUUUUUGGUGAGUUUAUUCUGUUUUAAAGAAUCUAACUAGUUGCCACAACUUUAUGGCCUUGUUUGUAGUUCUGUUUUAUUCCUUAUCACUUGUAUGUCAUGUCUCUCCUUGUUUUAAAACAGAUCAUUGUUACGUUAGAAAAGCUAAGAAAUGUUAAAUAGUAAAUAUUAAAGUAAAAUUCUUUUUUGUUGUCCUUGAAGUUUAUUUUACAUUCUCAGCUUCACUGAUACAAUAAAACAUUUUUUGUUUGAAAAGUUUUCUUUCCCUUUAUAAUUAAGGACCUGUGCCCAAAGGUCAGAAUGUUAUACAAUUGUUAUGUAACAGGAGAAUAAACAAUUUUCAGUCAAGAUUUUUGGGCAUUUUUAUUGUUGUGAUUUAAUUUUUGUCUCAGAGUAGUCUGUCCUGUAAAGUGAGUUAUCUAACUUUGACUUUACUUGAUGUAAAGUAAAGUGAACCGGCUGGAGGUAAUUUUUUUUUUUAAAUUCUGUAUCCUUAACUGAUUAAAAGGAAGUGAGAUCUAUGAGUAGUAUGAGCGAAAAAAUAUAACCAUCAGUCAACUAAUAAUGUUUAAUAGAUAAUUCAUUAAAAUUAAUAAAAUGACAUAUGCA
Molecule: messenger RNA, 2670 nt
Organism: Physella acuta
Lineage: Eukaryota; Metazoa; Mollusca; Gastropoda; Physidae
Product: SLAIN motif-containing protein 2
Biological process (GO): positive regulation of microtubule polymerization; microtubule nucleation; cytoplasmic microtubule organization
Cellular component (GO): microtubule plus-end
Source: RefSeq, a predicted model, not a curated record